CGGCCCGCGCCUUUGUGCGCUCUUUCCGCGGCCGCUGAUUGUUGAGGUUUGAAAUGGAGAAACGAGGCGGGGGGGAUGGGGGUGUUUGAUUUAUGGUGCCGGAGCGGCUCCGAAAGCCGCCGUGAGACGGAGCCCUCCCCCUCUUCCCCGGGAUCGCGGUGCUGUUGGAGGGAUCUUUAAAGAGGUGAAGGUCUGGAAACAAAAAGUCGCGCAUGGGACAGGAUUACGCAGCCGAUUCUGGCCCAACCCGGAAGUUUAUGUCGGGAACACGUGUUGGUGGGAAGGUGGCGGGGCGGCAGCCGCCGACCCCCCGUCUCUCCCGUCGCCUCCCCCGGGGGCUUCCCCGCCCCGCCGAGCCCUCUGGGGCCCCGCUGCUCCCGGGGAGCUGAACCGCGGCGACGGACACGGCCUCAAAGUCCAGGGACUCUUAACGAGCGCACCUCAAACAGAGGUUGCUAGGAGAUGGUGGAGCCAGGACAAGAUCUGUUGCUUGCUGCUUUGAGUGAGAGUGGAAUCAGUCCAAAUGAUCUCUUUGAUAUUGACUCUCCAGACGUGGUUCUUGCAAAUCCAGCACCAACUCCAGCUGUUCAGCAGUCGGUGCCGCUCAGCGCCUUGGAGCUGGGCCUGGACACUGAGGCUGCAGCUGCUGUGAAACAAGAACCAGAGACUGUCUCCACUCCAGCCUUGUUAAAUGUUCGGCAACCACCAUCCACCACAACCUUUGUGCUGAAUCAAAUAAAUCAGCUUCCAACUCUGGGGACGACCAUAGUGGUGACAAAAACAACACCUGUCACGACCUCAAGGCAGACGAUCACUGUAGCAAAGAUCAUCCAGACCAGCACAACCACCCGGCCCUCGGUGGCAGCACCAGCAGUUCGCAAUGCCUUGACCACUGCACCUUCCAAGGACCAGAUUCAGCUGAAAGAUCUGCUCAAGAACAAUAGUCUUAAUGAACUCAUGAAAUUGAAGCCACCUCCUAAUAUUGCCCAACCAGUAGCAACAGCAGCAACUGACCUAAGCAAUGGUGCAGUGAAGAAGGAGGCUUCCACAAAAGAGGUAGCAAGAAUAUGGAUAAAUGACAUUAAAAUGAGAAGUUUUUCACCGACUGUGAAAGUGCCAGCAGUAAAAGAAGAGGAGGAACCUGAGGAAGAAGAUGAAGAAGAAAUGGGCCAUGCAGAGACCUACGCUGAAUAUAUGCCAAUAAAAUUAAAAAUUGGUCUACGUCAUCCUGACCCAGUAGUGGAAACCAGCUCCUUAUCCAGUGUGACUCCUCCUGAUGUGUGGUACCAGACAUCAAUAUCAGAGGAAACAAUUGACAGUGGCUGGUUGUCAGCUUUGCAGCUGGAAGCAAUCACUUAUGCAGCCCAGCAACAUGAAACAUUCCUGCCCAAUGGAGACAGAGCUGGAUUCUUGAUAGGUGAUGGUGCUGGUGUAGGAAAAGGAAGGACCAUAGCUGGAAUAAUCUAUGAAAAUUACUUGUUAGGCAGAAAAAGAGCAGUCUGGUUUAGCGUGUCAAAUGAUCUGAAAUACGAUGCUGAGAGAGAUUUGAGAGAUAUUGGAGCAAAAAACAUAUUGGUGCAUUCAUUAAACAAGUUCAAGUAUGGGAAGAUUUCUUCCAAACAUAAUGGAAGUGUGAAGAAAGGUGUCAUCUUUGCUACCUAUUCUUCCCUUAUUGGGGAAAGUCAGUCUGGUGGUAAAUACAAAACCAGAUUAAAGCAGCUUCUUCACUGGUGUGGUGAAGACUUUGAUGGAGUUAUCGUGUUUGACGAGUGUCAUAAAGCAAAGAAUCUGUGUCCUGUUGGUUCAUCGAAACCAACAAAAACAGGUCUGGCUGUAUUGGAACUUCAAAAUAAACUUCCAAAAGCCAGGGUUGUUUAUGCCAGUGCCACAGGUGCAUCUGAGCCAAGAAACAUGGCAUAUAUGAACCGUCUUGGAAUAUGGGGUGAAGGAACUCCAUUUAGGGAAUUCAGUGAUUUUAUUCAGGCUGUUGAAAGAAGAGGUGUUGGUGCCAUGGAAAUAGUUGCUAUGGAUAUGAAGCUGAGAGGAAUGUACAUAGCCAGACAGUUGAGUUUUUCAGGUGUAACUUUCAAAAUCGACGAAGUUCUGCUCUCACAGGAAUAUGUUAAAAUGUACAAUAAAUCUGUCAAACUGUGGGUCAGUGCUCGAGAGAGGUUUCAGCAAGCGGCCGAUCUCAUCGAUGCCGAGCAGCGCAUGAAGAAAUCCAUGUGGGGUCAGUUCUGGUCAGCUCACCAGAGGUUUUUCAAAUAUCUUUGCAUAGCCUCAAAGGUGAAGAGGGUGGUGCAGCUGGCUCGGGAAGAAAUCAAGAAUGGCAAAUGUGUUGUCAUUGGCCUGCAGUCGACAGGAGAAGCAAGAACAUUGGAAGCUUUGGAGGAAGGUGGUGGGGAACUGAAUGACUUUGUUUCUACAGCAAAAGGAGUAUUCCAGUCUCUUAUUGAGAAGCACUUUCCAGCUCCUGACAGGAAGAAGCUGUUCAGCUUGUUGGGAAUUGACUUGACUGCUCAAAGUAAUAACAAUUCACCCCGGGACAGCCCUUGCAAGGAGAACAAAGUAAAGAAACGAAAAGGUGAAGAAAUAAGCAGAGAAGCCAAAAAAGCCCGCAAAACAGGUGGCCUUGCAGGGAGCAGCUCUGAUGAGAGUGAAAGUGAGUCUGAUGCUUCAGACAAUGAAGAAAGUGACAAUGAGAGCUCCAAAUUUUUGAGUUCUGGAGACGAUGAUGACUUCAACCCUUUCAGAGAUGAAUCCAGUGAAGAUGAUGAAGAUGAUCCCUGGUUGAUUAGAAAAGAGCAUAAAAAAAAUAAAGAAAAGAAAAAGAAGAAAAGCAUAGACCCAGAUUCUAUUCAAAGUGCCUUACUAGCCUCUGGUCUGGGAUCCAAACGACCCAGCUGCUUCACUUCCACUGUUGGAACCACCACUUCUAGUACCAACACGUCUGCAAACAGUAACACAAACAGCAGCUUUGUAACGAGUCAGGAUGCUGUUGAAAGGGCCCAACAAAUGAAAAAAGAACUGCUGGAUAAACUGGAAAAGCUGGCUGAAGAUCUUCCACCUAAUACACUGGAUGAGCUUAUAGAUGAACUGGGUGGUCCUGAAAAUGUUGCAGAGAUGACGGGCCGCAAAGGCAGAGUGGUGAGCAACGACGAUGGCAGCAUCUCCUACGAGUCACGCUCUGAACUCGAUGUGCCCGUUGAAAUCCUGAACAUCACAGAGAAGCAGAGGUUCAUGGAUGGAGAUAAGAACAUUGCCAUCAUCUCAGAGGCUGCCAGCUCUGGUAUCUCACUGCAAGCAGACCGCAGGGCCAAGAACCAGAGGCGGAGGGUCCACAUGACCCUGGAGCUGCCGUGGAGCGCGGACAGAGCAAUCCAGCAGUUUGGAAGAACUCAUAGAUCCAACCAAGUGACUGCUCCAGAGUAUGUGUUCCUCAUUUCUGAACUGGCAGGAGAGCAAAGAUUUGCAUCUAUAGUUGCAAAAAGACUGGAGAGUUUGGGAGCCCUAACCCACGGGGACAGACGGGCCACAGAAACUCGAGACCUCAGCAGAUUCAAUUUUGACAACAAGUAUGGCAGAAAUGCUCUGGAGAUUGUUAUGAAAUCCAUUGUGAACUUGGACUCCCCAAUGGUCUCACCUCCUCCUGAUUUUCCUGGAGACUUCUUCAAAGAUGUUCGUCAAGGAUUGAUUGGUGUAGGCUUGAUAAAUGUAGAAGACAGAUCUGGAAUACUGACCCUUGAUAAAGAUUACAACAAUAUAGGGAAAUUUCUGAAUCGAAUUCUUGGCAUGGAAGUCCAUCAGCAGAAUGCUUUGUUCCAGUACUUCUCUGACACGUUAAAUGCAGUUAUUCAAAAUGCUAAAAAGAAUGGAAGAUAUGACAUGGGCAUCUUAGAUUUGGGCUCUGGGGAUGAGAAGGUGAGGAAGGCAGAUGUUAAGAAAUUUUUAACUCCUGGAUAUUCUACCUCUGGACAUGUAGAGCUGUACACAAUCAGUGUGGAGAGAGGAAUGUCUUGGGAUGAGGCAACAAAGAUCUGGGCAGAACAAACAGGUCCAGAUGAUGGAUUUUAUUUAUCACUACAGAUAAGAAAUAACAAGAAAACAGCAAUUCUAGUGAAAGAAGUGAAUCCUAAAAAGAAGCUUUUUUUGAUAUACAGACCAAAUACUGGGAAACAACUCAAACUAGAAACAUGUGCAGACCUGAAAAAGAAAUAUAAGAAGGUACCUUCUGAGGAUGCUCUGCCACACUGGCUGGAGCAGUACAACUCCUCUGCAGACACCUGCACCCAUGCCUACUGGAGAGGCAACUGCAAGAAGGCAGGCCUGGGGCUGGUCUGUGAGGUGGGGCUGCGCUGCAGAACCUACUACGUGCUGUGUGGCUCCGUGCUGAGCGUGUGGACGAAGGUGGAAGGAGUGCUGGCCUCCGUCAGUGGCACCAACGUCAAAAUGCAAAUCGUGCGCCUGAGGACAGAGGAUGGGCAGAGGAUCGUAGGUUUGAUCAUUCCUGCAAAUUGUGUGUCGCCCCUUGUGAACCUCCUGUCGACGUCCGACCAGUCGCAGCAGCUCGCAGUGCAGCAGCAGCAGAUCUGGCAGCAGCACCACCCCCAGAGCAUCACCAACCUCAACAACGCAUGAGAGGACAAGCUACAGGUGUUGACUUUGGUGUUUGAGGAAAAGGCUGUAAAAGCAUAUCACUUGCAUAAAAAUCAGGGACAGAUUCCAAAGAAAUAUAACUUUUUCAGUUCAGUUGUGUCUCAAAUACUUUGGGAAUAAAGAGAUCUAAAAAGGUUGGUAGAACUGAAAGCCAGCAGUUGUUUAUGGUGGUGCAUCUGUCUUUCCUUAUGCUCUCUGUAGUGCUUCCUGUUUGCUUUUACUUUUGGCCUUUUAAGCUACAAACCACAAUUUGUUUGAAAAUGCUUGAAAAUCCCCAAGCAGGCUUUAUUUUUAUCUUGUCAUACAGUGCUCAGGGUUUAACGCAGUGCAUCGAUGCCAUUGCUGUGGGAGAUCUCGAAUGCAUGUAUUGAGUAUAUAUAUAGAAAAUAUAUAUUGGGUUUUUCUCUUCAAUUUGAGUUUAUAAAAGCAUGAAACCUAGAGGUUGCACAUCAUGCAUUCAGGUUCCUUCCCAGUUUCUGUUUGACAGUGCAUGUCUUUGGAAACGGGCAUGGACGGCAUAAACACACGAGACAGGAAUUCAGAGAGAAACACAAUCUUAGUUGUACAGCAUUGGUUAUUGCAUUUUUAUAGUGUUUAUACCCAGGUGUUGCAUUUUUUCUGGUUCUCUCCUGGGAGUUAUAUAUUUGAGUCUACAACAUGUUCUUUUUGUGAUAAACAUCUUAAAUUAAAAUUAGUUCAUUUUUAAUGUAUUAAUGGUAUUCCUAAUGUGUACUGCAAAGAUGGCUGGAUGCCUGUUUUCCUUAAAUUGAAGCAUUUCCUUAAUCUGAGGUGGUUAUGGAAACUUAAGUGCAAAUUCACUUCCAUCUCGCAUACAAUCUUAUAUUUUUUACUUCAUUAACAUAAUUUAAUUUGUCACUUUUAAGAUGAAACCUUACUUGAGCUGUAAAUUAGAGAAUGGGAAACACUUGAGGGUUCCGCUGUAUGUGCUGUUUCUGUUAUGUUUAAUAUGUUGUAAGACAUUGUAGAGUUUAUCUGGAGCUGUUUAAAAGAAAUUGUAAUGUACAAAUGUGAAUAGUCACUUAUCUAUAAUAUGGGUAAGUUUUGUUUUGCCUAUAAUAGUAGAUGUUUAUAAGAAAGUGAAGGACAAUGUUUGUCAUUUCUUGCUUGCACAGGUUGCACUAUUGAAAAAUUGAGAUUGUAUAAACCUGUCCAAAAAACUACAAGAUAAUGAUCUUGUAGAUGUCAAAUAAAAGUUAUUGUACUAACAAGAA
Camarhynchus parvulus is the source of this 5888-nucleotide messenger RNA. RefSeq names its product strawberry notch homolog 1 (gene SBNO1). The coding region runs from base 463 to 4638 and encodes 1391 amino acids. Gene Ontology annotation, cellular component: nucleus. Lineage: Eukaryota; Metazoa; Chordata; Aves; Passeriformes; Thraupidae. Gene Ontology annotation, biological process: regulation of DNA-templated transcription. The record is from RefSeq and is a predicted model, not a curated record. Gene Ontology annotation, molecular function: histone binding; chromatin DNA binding. The transcript is spliced from 32 exons.